AUGAACGCCUUCAUGAUCUUCAGCAAGCGGCACCGGGCGCUGGUGCACCAGCGGCACCCCAACCAGGACAACCGCACCGUCAGCAAGAUCCUGGGCGAGUGGUGGUACGCCCUGGGCGCCAAGGAGAAGCAGAAGUACCAUGACCUUGCCUUCCAGCCGCCCGCAGCCUCCACAGCCCGGCACCUCUACCUGCGCGGCGGCGCUGGUGUGGGUUCCAUGACCAAGAUCUACGGAGGCCGGCAGCGCAAUGGUGUCAUGCCUAGCCACUUCAGCCGCGGCUCCAAGAGCGUGGCCCGCCGCGUGCUGCAGGCCCUCGAGGGGCUCAAGAUGGUAGAGAAGGACCAGGACGGAGGCCGCAAACUUACACCUCAGGGGCAGCGAGACUUGGACAGGAUCGCUGGGCAGGUGGCAGCUGCCAGCAAGAAGCAUUAAGAUGGACUUUGCCUAAUAAAAAUGAGCCCGACCCAUG
Molecule: messenger RNA, 469 nt
Organism: Struthio camelus australis
Lineage: Eukaryota; Metazoa; Chordata; Aves; Struthioniformes; Struthionidae
Source: RefSeq, a predicted model, not a curated record